Trichosurus vulpecula (common brushtail) is the source of this 498-nucleotide messenger RNA. It is a transcript of the gene RNF224, whose product is annotated as ring finger protein 224. The record is from RefSeq and is a predicted model, not a curated record. The transcript has a single exon. Bases 1 to 498 code for a protein of 165 amino acids. NCBI's taxonomy places the organism in Eukaryota, Metazoa, Chordata, Mammalia, Diprotodontia, Phalangeridae.
AUGUUGCAUGUAGAAGGAGUCACUGACAGUGAGGCUAUCCUUGCUAAGGAGAAACCUUCCGAAGUGGGGGUCCGCCGAAAUGACUGCAUCAUCUGCUAUUCCUCCUAUGACCUGGCUGGCCGCCUUCCACGCCGUCUCUACUGUGGUCACACUUUCUGUCAGGCUUGUGUCCGGCGCCUGGACACACCAGCUCAUGAACAGCGAUGGAUCCCCUGCCCUCAGUGCCGCCAGAGCACACCCACACCCAGAGGUGGUGUGGCCAUGCUGGACCUUGAUCUGGCUGCCUUCCUGGCUGUGAAGGCAGAGCGGGACCCCCCCCGAGGAGAGCCCUGGUCCCCCACUCCCCACAAAGGCAGCCCUCCCAAGCCUAGCUCUGUGAUCACCCAGCAACCGGCCAGCCAUUGUCCAACGCUAGGCCCUCAGCCCAGCUUCCCCCGACAGGGUUGCUGUUGGGGCUGCUGCCUAUGCUGUGAGCCUGAGGGCACCCCUGAAGUCUAA